Molecule: messenger RNA, 1977 nt
Organism: Acanthopagrus latus (yellowfin seabream)
Lineage: Eukaryota; Metazoa; Chordata; Actinopteri; Spariformes; Sparidae
Gene: wdr53
Product: WD repeat domain 53
Exons: 4
Coding region: 266-1429 (387 amino acids)
Molecular function (GO): protein binding
Source: RefSeq, a predicted model, not a curated record
UAAAUCUGUAGUCUUGAAGUUACCAGUAAUAUCAGAACAGUGUUAUAAUUCAUUUUCAAUCAGCAGAUUAACAUCAACAUUUUAUUUUUAACCGUAGCUUCGCCGUUAGCUGGAAGCGAGCUACAUGUUUGGUUUUAGGCUAACACGUUAGCAGAGCUGCUGCAGAGCGACGACUGCUUGGUUCGUUCUGGUUUGACAUUUAAAUUCUGUGUUUUCAGCAACUUCUUUAAAUACAAUAUGAACGUAUACAGCUCAUAAGGUCAGCAUGGCCAAGCAGUGGUCUGAGGGCCACUCCACAGCCAUCCUGUGUGUUGGAGCGUCUUCAGGCCCAGAGGGUCUCCUUGCCUCAGGCUCCGAGGGCGGGGAGGUCACAGUGUGGAGCCAAGAGGGAACCAUCGUAGGCCGUCUGACUCUCCCCGGCGAGGAGGACAGCACAGGUGUGGUGUUUUCACCUGCGGCUCCGAGCCAGCUCUAUGUGUCACAUGGAGACACAGUGAGUGUGCUGGACCCCCGAAACCUGAAGGGCCCUGUGGAAGAGUUUCAGGGUGCAGGGGAGGAGGAGAUAAACGCUUUGGCGCUAAACGAGACAGGGUCAUCCCUGGCAGUGGCUGAUGACUCCGGGGCAGUCCGGGUGCUGGAGCUUCCCGGGGGGAAAGUGUUCAGGACUCUUCGUAGACACACAAACAUUUGCUCCUCUGUGGCAUUUCGGCCUCACAGGCCCAAUAACCUUCUGUCUGCUGGAUUAGACAUGCAGGUGAUGCUGUGGGGGCUGCAGAAGACGCGUCCUCUCUGGACCCUCAACCUCCAGGAUGUAGCAGAGGAAGAAGGCGACCAUCAGCAGCGUCCUGGUCAGCUUUUCAACCCGCCGCUGGUGCACUGCGUUUCUGUGGCAAGUUGUGGAAACAUUUUGGGUUGUGCUGCUGAGGACGGCCGGGUGCAUCUGAUGCGGAUUGGCAGCGGCUCUAAACUGGAACAGCAGGGAGCGGUCAAGGCUCACAGUCAGGGCGCCUCACAAGCCCACUUUGUUAACUUCCUCCCUCACCCUUACUGGCUCGUCACUGGGGGAAAUGACGGCCAGGUCGCCCUGUGGGACCUCAGUAAGCACCCGGUGAUCACUCCAGAGGCAAAGGCCAAAACGCGAGUGACGGCAGCCCCACGCAGGAAGGGCAAGAGCAAGGCAAAGAGGAAAGAACAAUCCCAGGACAAAGCAAAGAGCCCACCAAAAGCUGAAGCAGAGAAAGAAGAAGGGGAGGAUGAGGUGGCUGCAGGUUCAGAGGAGGUGAUGGAGGAGAAGUCUGGGCCCAAACUGAGCAUCGGUCACGGGGACAAGGUGAACUGGUUGUGUCCGGCUGUGCUGAAAGGAGAACCCAGUGUGGUCGUAGCAGAUCAGAGCUCCAGUCUGACGGUCUACCCUCUGACUCAACUAUAGACUCGAGCACUUUGCAACAUGUUCUGUAGUCUUCUGUUUCAGUCAUAGCGAUGCACCAUUUCCACUUGCCUUAUUUUUAGUUUACAAGCAUUUUUGAAAUAGUACACGCUCCUGUGUUUGAUGCUGUUAGAACUGACAGCAUUGAUAUUUGGACUUUGGGUCUAAAUGGCGAUUGGUAUAACGUUGUGACAGUAAGAUCUUGGCUCCUUUUUAAUAAAGACUGAACUGUGGCCUGAAACGUAACUGUUACAAAACCAUUAGAGGAUGGAAAAUCUAUACAGAGGCAGGAAGACGUCACAAAAUUUUUUUUAUGAGUUUUCACCCAUAUUCAACAAACUACAUGUGUAACUGAUGUUCUGAUUUUUUGAAAGCAUCUCUUCUCUGAUAUGGCUUAUCUGAUGGUUUUGCGUGUGUGGCCUCCUUUGAAACAUUCUGCUGUACUCACUCUGUAAAAACUACCACAUUAAGACAAAAGAAAUCUGCAUGUUGAGUGUGUGUGGUGCUUUUUAUAGAAUAAAAACAUCUCAAUCUAAACCAGGUGACAGACA